UCACACAGGUUCUAGAAGAGGCAGAGUCAGAAUUGGAACAGAAAUCGGGCUGGCUCACCGCCUGCCCUGCCUCCUCUCCCCUCAUGUUCUGGGACCAGCGUCACCCUCUGGAUUUGGGUUUGGCAUGAGGUGGAGGCGGAGUGUGUGGGUCUGGGGAGACUCAGGUCUGGUCCAAAAGGUCCCACAGCCUGCUGUCUCCUCAGCCGCAUCCCUCCGGGUGAGCAGAGCGAGGCCCUGGGAGGGGCUGUACCCCUCCCUUUGAGGCCGCUGAAGAGGAACCCGUGACAUGUUACAUGGAACCUGGACCUUGUCACACCCUGUGCAUCUGUCCUGCUGGGCUCUAGGGACCAUGAGACCCUGCAGCACCACGACCCUGAACCUCAUUGUCCUUCUCUGCCUCGGGCUGUGUCGGGGCCCACAGGACCUGGUACAGGCAGGGGUGCUCCCCAAGCCCUCCAUCUGGGCUUAUCCAGGCCCCGUGGUCCCCAAAGGGAGCCGUGUGAUCAUCUGGUGUCAGGGUUCCUUGCAGGCUGAGGUCUACCGUCUGUAUAAAGAGCCUGGUUCUCAAGUCUUGGAUACAGAGACCCCACGGGACUCCAGCGACAAGACUGGUUUCCUUAUUGAAUCCAUGAGCUCAACCAAUGCAGGACGGUACCAGUGUGCAUAUUACACCAGAAGGAACAGCUGGUCAGAGGGGAGUGACCCCCUGUCCCUGGUGGUGACAGGCAUGUACGAUGCACCCUCCCUCUCAGCCCAGCCAAGUCCUGUGGUGGCUUCAGGAGAGAAGGUGUCCCUCUCAUGUAGCUCACAGUUCACAGGGGGCGCUUUCCACCUGCUGAAGGUGGGAGGAGCUGACCCGCCCAUACACAUGGAUUCAAGGAUCAAUUAUGGGAGGCGGCCGGCCCAGGCCCAGGCCCUCUUCCCUGUGGGCCCCGUGAAUACCUCCCACGGGGGGACCUACAGAUGCUAUGGUUCCUCCAGCUCCUAUCCCAAUGUGUGGUCACAUCCCAGUAAACCUCUGCAUCUCAAGGUCACAGGCGUGUACAGCAAGCCCACCCUCUCGGCCCAGCCAGGCCCAUUCGUGCUGCCUGGAGACAACUUGACGCUCCAGUGUCACUCGGAGGCUGGCUUUGACAGAUUCGCUCUGACCAAGGACGUGGGGCUCACACCCACCCAGGGCCUUGAUGGGCAGCACAGCCCCGACUUCCCCCUGGGCCGUGUGACCCGUGCCCACGGGGGCCGGUACAGAUGCUACACUGGACACAACCUGUCGUAUGCAUGGUCGUCCCCCAGCGCCCCCCUGGACAUCCUGAUCACAGGCAUGUACGAGAAACCCUCCCUCUCGGCCCAGCCAGGACCCUCAGUGUCCCGGGGAGAGAAUGUGACCCUGCAGUGUCGCUCUGAGACCUCGUUUGAUAACUUCCACCUGCACAAGGUGGGGUCACCGGCUCCUCCCCGGCACCUGCGUCUGCGGGACUGGGCUGCACCCUCUCAGGCCAACUUCCGCAUCAGUCUUGUGACCUCAGCCCACGGGGGCACUUACAGGUGCUACAGUUCACGCGGCACCUCCCCCUACCUGCUGUCACACGCCAGUGACCCCCUGCAGCUUGUGGUCUCAGGAGGCUCUGAGGAGGGGCCCCCCACCACCAUGGAGAGGGGUCUCCUGAAUGUUCUGAUUGGAGUCUCGGUGGCUUUUGUUUUGCUGCUCUCCCUGCUCCUCUUCCUCUUCCUCCGACACCGGUGUCAGGACAAAAACAGGACAUCAGUGGCUGCAGCAUCAGAGCCUGAGGACAGAGACCUGCAGAAGAGCUCCAGCCCAGCUGCUGACGUCCAGGAGGAGAACUUGUAUGCUGUCGUGAAAGACACACAGCCCGAGGACAGACAGCUGGACAGUGAGGCUGCAGCAUCUGAAGACCCCCAGGAUGUGACCUACGCCCACCUGAACCACUUAACCCUCAGACGGGAGACAAGUGCACCCCCUUCCUCCCCGUCAGAGGAGCCCCCAGAUGAGCCCAGCGUGUACGCUGCUCUGGCCAUCCACUAGCCUGGGAAGGGCCCAGACCCCACUCCAGGGAGGGGACCUGCAGGGACCCGGGAAGGCACAGGACCUGCCACCAUGGAGACACAGCUCACGACCCCAACCAGCCUGGAGACCUGACGCAGACCCCCAGCAGCUCCUGGGAACCUUUUGGAAGUCAAUUGUUUCCAGGGAUUCCAUCAUUACACAGCUCAUCUUAGUCCCUACCUACCAAAGGGACCUCGCUGACUGUAAGGCUCCCAUGUAACUACCAUCAAUUGAGGCCAUCAUUUUGCAAAUGGCAACCUCGGGGUGGGGGGGGAGGACCUGCUACCCAGCCCAUCAGCUGCAGCUGCCCCUGUGAAGCUGCGUGCUUAACUGACCUCAGAGCCCAAAAGCCCCCACAGGGAUGAACUACAGGGUGCAGAGGGGUUGCUCAAUUCGUUUCUCAUUUCCUGAGACCAAGCCCCUUCCUCCCUGGCCCAGUGCAGCUGCAGAGAAAAGGGAAGUCUGCUCCCUCCUGACCAUCAGUGGUUUCAGACUCCAAACACAGGGGGAGGGGUGCCUACAGUGUCCCUUCCCACAGACCAGAAUCCAUUUCCCACUUCUGACACAGAACUGGGGACCUCAUCAAUCACACCCAACAAGCUGUGAAGUGAGCCUGCGAUCUUGUCAAAUGUUCCCUCCCUACCAGAAACCAAUUAAAACAGGUGGAUGGGGUCAGCUCAGCUCCCACUGCCGCCCUUACACUCUUCCCAGGGAUCAGGGUUAGAGCUGGAAAUGUGAGCUGACCCUCACCCCACUUGCUAUCGA
This is a messenger RNA of Rhinolophus ferrumequinum (greater horseshoe bat), 2830 nucleotides long. Its product is annotated as leukocyte immunoglobulin-like receptor subfamily B member 3. Bases 287 to 2044 code for a protein of 585 amino acids. The record is from RefSeq and is a predicted model, not a curated record. The transcript is spliced from 12 exons. Lineage: Eukaryota; Metazoa; Chordata; Mammalia; Chiroptera; Rhinolophidae.